Messenger RNA from Nannospalax galili (Upper Galilee mountains blind mole rat), 1540 nucleotides. RefSeq names its product enolase 3 (gene Eno3). The record is from RefSeq and is a predicted model, not a curated record. Gene Ontology annotation, molecular function: magnesium ion binding; phosphopyruvate hydratase activity. Bases 152 to 1456 code for a protein of 434 amino acids. The transcript has 12 exons. Gene Ontology annotation, cellular component: phosphopyruvate hydratase complex. Gene Ontology annotation, biological process: glycolytic process. NCBI's taxonomy places the organism in Eukaryota, Metazoa, Chordata, Mammalia, Rodentia, Spalacidae.
GAGGAGGAUGGAGUGAGAGAGGCGUGGCUGGCUCAGGCUACAGAGUGGCUUGGGGAUAAAUGCCCAGCCUGAGAGGGGGUGAGCUGACACUGUCCCAGCUGCCACCUAGACGCGAAGCUCCAUUUAAAGCCCCAGGGAAGACAUCACAGUCAUGGCCAUGCAAAAAAUUUUUGCCCGGGAAAUCCUGGACUCCAGGGGAAACCCGACAGUGGAGGUGGACCUGCACACAGCCAAGGGUCGAUUCCGAGCAGCUGUGCCCAGUGGAGCUUCCACAGGCAUCUAUGAAGCACUAGAACUAAGAGAUGGAGACAAGUCGCGCUACCUGGGAAAAGGAGUGCUGAAGGCUGUGGAGCACAUCAACAAGACUCUUGGUCCUGCUCUGCUGGAAAAGAAACUAAGUGUUGUGGAUCAAGAAAAAGUAGACAAAUUUAUGAUUGAGCUGGAUGGGACAGAGAAUAAGUCCAAGUUUGGGGCCAAUGCCAUCCUGGGUGUGUCCUUGGCUGUGUGUAAGGCAGGAGCAGCUGAGAAGGGGGUUCCCCUCUACCGACAUAUUGCAGAUCUUGCAGGGAACCCUGACCUCAUACUCCCAGUGCCUGCCUUCAAUGUGAUCAAUGGGGGCUCCCAUGCUGGAAACAAGCUGGCCAUGCAGGAGUUCAUGAUUCUGCCAGUGGGAGCAAGCUCCUUCAAGGAAGCCAUGCGCAUUGGUGCUGAGGUCUACCACCACCUCAAGGGGGUCAUCAAGGCCAAGUAUGGGAAGGACGCCACCAAUGUAGGGGACGAGGGCGGCUUUGCACCCAACAUCUUGGAGAACAAUGAGGCCCUAGAGCUGCUGAAGACAGCCAUUCAGGCAGCUGGUUAUCCAGACAAGGUAGUAAUUGGCAUGGAUGUGGCAGCUUCUGAAUUCUAUCGCAACGGAAAGUAUGAUCUUGACUUCAAGUCACCUGAUGAUCCUGCCCGGCACAUCUCUGGGGAGAAACUUGGAGAGCUGUACAAGAACUUCAUCAAGAACUAUCCUGUGGUCUCCAUUGAAGACCCCUUUGACCAGGAUGACUGGGCAACAUGGACCUCAUUCCUCUCGGGGGUGGACAUCCAAAUUGUGGGGGAUGACCUCACAGUUACUAACCCCAAAAGGAUUGCCCAGGCUGUUGAGAAAAAGGCCUGCAACUGCCUGCUGCUGAAGGUCAACCAGAUCGGCUCAGUGACGGAAUCCAUCCAGGCCUGCAAACUGGCACAGUCUAAUGGCUGGGGCGUGAUGGUGAGCCACCGCUCUGGGGAGACUGAGGACACAUUCAUUGCUGACCUUGUGGUGGGACUCUGCACAGGACAGAUCAAGACUGGUGCCCCCUGCCGCUCAGAGCGUCUGGCCAAAUACAACCAGCUCAUGAGGAUUGAAGAGGCUCUUGGGGACAAAGCUGUCUUUGCUGGACGAAAAUUCCGUAAUCCAAAGGCCAAAUGAGAAGCUGGAGGCUCCAGGAUUCCAGAGGAAAGACGCUGGCCUUUAAACCCUUCUCCAUUGAAUAAAUAAUGAUGCCAAACAAGA